GCUACUCAAAUUCCGAUUCAACAUUGAUCACCCAUAAACAGAAAAACUUCCUUCUCUGUUCUAAUCAUGGAGAGUUUCACCCUGCAAUCACUGACCCUGACAUCCAUUCCUUCCUCUUUAUCACAAGGAUCAGUUUUGGAGGAACCUUCUGGUUAUGUCAAGGUUCUCAAACAUUCGGAUACGACGAAGUACCUGUAUACCACAAAGGGCUCAAAGCUCAAAGUUCGUAGCAUUAAAGCUCAAGCCUCGGGUUCAGCAACAUACAGUCCAAAUACGGCAGAGGCCGUUCCUGGGAAAACAGAUUCCAAAGAUGACAACGUAGUAUUUGUUGCGGGAGCUACUGGCAAAGUUGGUUCACGAACUGUGAGGGAGCUAAUAAAGCUUGGCUUCCGAGUGAGAGCCGGAGUGAGAAAUGCUCAGAGAGCGGAUUCGCUAGUGCAGAGUGUUAAACAAUUGAGACUUGAUGCUGCGAAUGCAAGUGAAGGGACUCAACCUGUAGAAAUGCUUGAACUAGUGGAAUGUGAUUUGGAGAAAAGAGAUGGGAUUACAUCGGCAUUAGGGAAUGCAUCAACCGUAAUAUGCUGCAUUGGUGCCAGUGAGAAAGAAGUUUUUGACAUCACUGGACCAUUUCGUAUAGAUUAUCUAGCUACCAAAAACCUGAUCGAUGCUGCAACCGUUGCCAAAGUAAAUCACUUCAUAUUAGUUUCUUCUUUGGGAACAAACAAAAUUGGAUUUCCUGCGGCUAUUCUCAAUUUGUUUUGGGGAGUUCUAAUUUGGAAGAGGAAGGCAGAAGAGGCAUUGAUAGCCAGUGGACUUCCAUACACGAUAGUGAGACCUGGAGGCAUGGAACGGCCUACUGAUGCUUUCAAGGAAACUCAUAAUAUAACCCUUUCAACAGAAGAUACUUUAUUUGGUGGUCUGGUGUCAAAUCUUCAGAUUGCAGAGCUCAUGGCAGUAAUGGCCAAGAAUCGUGAUGUUUCAUAUUGUAAAAUAGUGGAAGCAAUUGCUGAGACCACUGCACCGCUGACCCCCAUGGAGGAACUUCUUGCAAAGAUACCUUCUCAACGUGCUUAUGACUACCCACCCAAGACGCCAGAUGUAGCAGCUGUCGCUGAUCCAGCACAGUCUGCUAGUGUUGUGGUGGAGAAGCCCAGCAUUACUACUCAGGAAGAAACUGCACAACCAAAACCUGUGACUAAACAGCCACUUUCUCCUUAUACCGUUUAUGAGGAUUUAAAACCACCAUCAUCCCCUUCUCCGGUGAAACCUGAUGCAGUGCCUAAACCUAGUGCUUCUGAUACUCCCAGUAGCGCUCAAGAAAAAGAUGGCAUUUCUCAGGCAUCUGCCUCAGCAGGACAGGCAGCAGAGUCUCGCUCUCCAUAUGCAGCCUAUGAGGAUUUGAAGCCUCCCACUUCGCCAAGCCCUACACCAAGCACUUCCAAUGACAAACCUCUUGCUGCCUCAACAAUGGAAUUUGCACCCCAAUCUCCAGCAGCUGAAAAAACUACAUCUACCCGUUUCACUGAACCUGGUCCUUCUCAGGAAUCAAAAUCUUAUUAUUCUCCCUACCCCGUAUACCCUGACUUUAAGCCUCCUUCUUCGCCUUCCCCAAUGGCACCUAGGGUAUCGCCCUCAUUGGUGCCUGAGAUUAAUUCAGGUAAUGGCCCAGUAACUCAGCUUCCAGUAGCAGAUAAACCAAGCAAUGACCAAGAUCUUGAUGAACCAAAGACAAGACCUCUUUCUCCUUUUACCAUGUAUGAAGACUUGAAGCCUCCUGCAUCACCAUCACCUUCGCCGAAGAAUCAUAGUAAUUAAACACAUUGGAAGCAGAAUUGUUCCUGCAAACAGGAAAAUCAUGUUGGAAGAACCUGUGCGGCAGCUUAAAAUAAUAGGGGGAGUCACUAAAAUGGAGGAUUGGAAACAUGUAUAAUCAUUUCUUCCAGAAGUGAGCCGUUACUGGAUGACCCUUUUUUGGCGGAAGAGAACAAGGAUUAUUCUUUGUGGCAUGUAAAAGCGCAGCUAGUUCAGUUUUACCAUCUUAAUAAGUAUAUAUUUAAUUUAAUAUGAGAUUACUUUAGUUACUAUUUAAAUGUGUGUGUAAAACUCCAAACAGAGAUAUCUGUCUUAUUUCGUUUCUUUGAUGUUAGUUGGAGCACGUCUUACUUCCCAAGUGGUUGGAUUGGAGAGUAAGAUCAACUUGAGUUUUAAGCCAAAAUACGCAUCAACGAGAAUGAGAUCACUGAACUACAGAGGGGAAUUGAUUAC
Molecule: messenger RNA, 2265 nt
Organism: Neltuma alba
Lineage: Eukaryota; Viridiplantae; Streptophyta; Magnoliopsida; Fabales; Fabaceae
Product: protein TIC 62, chloroplastic
Exons: 15
Coding region: 67-1815 (582 amino acids)
Source: RefSeq, a predicted model, not a curated record